AUGCCAUCAAAAGGGGUUGCCCUCAUCACGGGCGCGGGGCAGGGCAUCGGGCGGGCGAUUGCGCUGCGGCUUGCUUCCGACGGGUUCGAUAUAGGGCUGAGCGAUCUCGCCUCGAACGAGGCGAAACUUCAGGCAGUCGCGGAGGAAAUCCGGUCACAGUAUCCCGAGAAAAGGGUCGCCACGCAGACGGGGAACGUGACGGUUGAGCAGGAUGUUGAGAACGUGAUCGAGCAGCUUGCGACGGAGCUUGGUGGACUGGACGUGGUCGUCGCAAACGCGGGGAAAAUCCACUCUGCCCCUCUUAUCGACACUAGAGUUGAAGAUUGGGAUACCAUCUUCGCAAUCAACGCACGCGGGGUGUUCUUGACCUACAAGCAUGCAGCGCGGAAGAUGAUCGAGCUCAACGCGACGCACAAGCGUGGACGUCGCAUUAUCGGUGCAAGUUCCUUGUUGGGAAAGAUGGGAGAGGAGACGAUGUGCGCAUACUCGGGGUCCAAGUUAGUCUCCUUUUUGCAGCCGUUUUACACGUGUCGCUGCGCUCUUUUGACGCUGUGUAAAAAGUUUGCAAUUCGAGGUCUUACCCAGUGUGCUGCUACCGAGCUUGGCGUCCACGGUAUCACAGUUAAUGCAUACGCACCCGGUCCUACCCAGACCGCUCUACUCGCAGAUCUAAACAAGCAAACCAUGGAACGUUUGGGAUCAACAGAUCAGCGCGUCUAUGACGACGAUGUGCUCAAGAAAAUGAGCCUCAAGUACCUAGGAAAAGCCGAAGACAUCGCGGCCCUUGUAUCUUUCCUCGCCUCAGAGGAAUCGCACUUCAUUACAGGGCAAAGCAUCACUAUUGACGGAGGCAGGCACUUCGACUAAUCAACGUAUCUGAUAACUUCUGUAUCAUUGUUGACUGAAUUAUGAUUCGCGGAUAGUAGAAACAUGGGGCGGCGGAAUUCUGAAAUCGUAGUCAUAGGUUCAUCUUGUACUGGUAUUUGUUUUACGUUCGCACUAUAUUAAGGAAGAUCAUACCCAC
Molecule: messenger RNA, 1024 nt
Organism: Coniophora puteana RWD-64-598 SS2
Lineage: Eukaryota; Fungi; Basidiomycota; Agaricomycetes; Boletales; Coniophoraceae
Product: NAD(P)-binding protein
Exons: 9
Coding region: 1-867 (288 amino acids)
Molecular function (GO): oxidoreductase activity, acting on the CH-OH group of donors, NAD or NADP as acceptor
Source: RefSeq, a predicted model, not a curated record